Molecule: messenger RNA, 1722 nt
Organism: Colletotrichum orchidophilum
Lineage: Eukaryota; Fungi; Ascomycota; Sordariomycetes; Glomerellales; Glomerellaceae
Exons: 1
Coding region: 1-1722 (573 amino acids)
Biological process (GO): protein phosphorylation
Molecular function (GO): ATP binding; protein kinase activity
Source: RefSeq, a predicted model, not a curated record
AUGGAUCUGGGGUCGGACAUCAUACACGACAUUGUUCACCCCACGGCUGCCUUUACUGACGUCUCUGUGUCAGAAGUCGAACACCAUGAUAGUGGCAUUCCACGUCGGCUUCCGCCGACCGAUGACUGGGAGCGCUCUCAGUUGAAUCCCAAAAACCGCAUCGACAGCCUCGAUCUCCUGCCCAAUCCUCUGUGGCGCAUCGACGGCUGUACUGGACUCGGGACUCAGUUCUAUGUCCUACCCCUUUUUAUCCAUCCAACCCCUCCGCUACGUCUCGAUGCCUUCAUCCCGGAACAGUCAACUCAAACGCAUGAAAUUCGGCAAUUGUUGGAUUUGGACGUAGCUUUUCACACAAAAGACCGCGCCCGAGUUCAAAAGCUCAACAUAUCCAAGCAUAUUCUUCGUGCUUUGCAAGUCUGGACCAAGCGACAGCCCGACCCCGAGGUGCUUUUGCGAUCUGUGCCAUUUGGCUCCCGCAUCGUCUUCAAAGACAUUUCUCUGGACGUGAGAGCCAUGGAGAUCAACAUCGCACCUACGUACUACCUCGAACGCCAACUGCUCUCAGCCUCUACCCUCACCGAUAUGUGGGGACCCGCAGUUGAAAUACCACAAUGUGUCGACUUCUCUGAGGUUCACGUCGUCGGACAGAUUCAUGAUAGUGUCUGCCUAAUUCAAAUCAAAGGUCGUCUUUGGAUUUUGAAAACAUUGACAAGUUACACCAAGUAUUUGUAUCAUGAGCUUAAGCUUCUAUUGUCAGCAAUCCCACACCAGAACAUCAUGUCACGUCCGGAACAUCUCAUCACAAAACGUUGCACCUUUGGUAGCAAGGUCGCCGUCAUCGGUUUCACUCUCGAAUAUCAUCAUUACGGUACAUUGAGAGAUAUUGUCCCCCUGUCACGGAUUCAUAACACGAUUUCUCAAACCGAACAACUCAAAUGGUCAAUGCAAAUCGCUUCGGGCGUGAUGCACCAUCGCAAAACCUCUGGUACAUUUUAUCCUGAUCUUCGUCUUGACAACAUCGUCUUGUCAAAAGAAAGAAACGCUGUUAUGGUCGACUUUGAACAGCGCGGGGUUUGGUGCGAGUUUGCAUCCCCCGAGGUCAAUGCUAUCGAAUACGUCCGCAUAUUAGCUACUGAUGACGACAUACCUGAGGAUAUCAGAGAUCACUACGCAGGGAUGUUGAAGCGUAUGUGUCCUGAUUUUGAAUCUCUUCAAGUCAGGGAAGAGUACACAAAUCCAACUAACGGCUACAACAUCUGCUGGGCAUGUCUGAGCCCGAAGGAGCAGGAGGCAUCUGAGGUGUACAUGCUCGGAAGAGUAUUAUGGUGUAUCUUCGAGGGCGCUAGCGCACCUCAGCAAGCUUCUGUGUGGCAAUCCUACCGAUGGGAGACUGACGUCGACUUUCCUGCUUUUCUCAGGACGCCGCCGAAACUGCGCUCACUCAUCGACCGUUGCACAAGUGGUCGUCGUGCCACCCUGGGAAAUCAGAUCGGUAGAGAGGGCAACAAAAUCAUUUUCAAAGGCCAGGAGAACAAGGCUGAGCCCAAGGACAUCCGAAAAGCUGCUGCGAUGUGGUGGAAAGGCGAGAUAGCGUGGGCCGAGAGUUUCUUAGCCAAGAGAGACCGGUUGGCAUUAGCUGGAGAAUGGAUCGAGAACCACUUUGGCAGACCAACUUUACAAAAUGUACUAGAUGAGCUAGAGGAAAUCCGACAUGGUCUAUAA